Messenger RNA from Dovyalis caffra, 2559 nucleotides. NCBI's taxonomy places the organism in Eukaryota, Viridiplantae, Streptophyta, Magnoliopsida, Malpighiales, Salicaceae. The record is from the annotation of a GenBank genome assembly.
AUGAGUGUGGUUGGUUUUGAUUUGGGUAAUGAGAACUGCCUUGUUGCUGUUGCCAGACAGAGAGGGAUAGAUGUUGUGCUUAACGAUGAAUCGAAGCGUGAGACUCCUGCUAUUGUAUGUUUUGGUGACAAGCAGCGGUUCAUUGGUACUGCAGGGGCUGCCUCGACUAUGAUGAAUCCCAAAAAUUCUAUUUCCCAGAUUAAGCGGUUAAUUGGCCGCCCAUUUUCUGAUCCCGAAUUGCAAAGGGAUCUGAAGUCAUUGCCUUUUACUGUCAGUGAAGGUCCUGAUGGAUUUCCUUUAAUUCAUGCACGGUAUUUGGGUGAGAUGAGGACAUUCACACCUACCCAAGUCUUGGGAAUGGUGUUGUCUGAUUUGAAAAUCAUAGCUGAGAAAAAUCUGAAUGCUGCAGUGGUGGAUUGCUGCAUUGGUAUUCCUGUAUAUUUCAAUGAUCUUCAAAGGAGGGCUGUUUUGGAUGCAGCUACAAUUGCUGGAUUGCAUCCUCUCCGUUUGAUGCAUGAGACCACAGCUACAGCUCUGGCUUAUGGUAUUUAUAAGACCGAUUUGCCUGAGAAUGACCAGUUGAAUGUUGCUUUUGUUGAUGUUGGACAUGCAAGCAUGCAAGUGUGCAUUGCUGGAUUUAAGAAAGGUCAGCUUAAGAUCUUGGCUCAUUCAUUUGAUCGGUGCUUGGGUGGUAGAGAUUUUGAUGAAGCUUUGUUCCAACACUUUGCCUCCAAGUUCAAGGCAGAGUAUCACAUUGAUGUUUUUCAGAAUGCGAGAGCGUGCCUUAGGCUUAGGGCUGCUUGUGAGAAGCUGAAGAAGGUUCUUAGUGCCAACCCUGAGGCUCCUCUUAAUAUUGAAUGCUUAAUGGACGAGAAGGAUGUUAGAGGCUUCAUUAAGAGGGAAGAGUUUGAACAAAUUAGUAUUCCGAUAUUGGAACGUGUAAAGAGGCCUUUGGAGAAGGCACUUAAUGAUGCUGGACUUGCUGUUGAGAAUGUUCAUACCGUUGAAGUGGUUGGCUCUGCUUCUCGUGUACCUGCCAUGAUGAAGAUUUUGACUGAGUUCUUUGGAAAGGAGCCUAGGCGUACAAUGAAUGCCAGUGAGUGUGUCUCCAGAGGCUGUGCAUUGGAGUGUGCUAUUCUGAGUCCCACUUUCAAAGUGCGCGAGUUCCAGGUCCAUGAAUACUUCCCAUUUUCAAUUGCUGUAUCAUGGAAAGGUGCGGCUCCAGAUUCUCAGAAUGGAACAGCAGAUAAUCAACAAUGCACUAUUGUCUUCCCCAAGGGAAAUCCCAUUCCUAGUAUCAAGGCUUUGACAUUCUAUAGGUCAGGGACGUUCUCCAUUGAUGUACAAUAUACUGAUGUCAGUGAAUUGCAGGCGUCAGUUAAGAUCAGCACUUACACGAUUGGUCCUUUCCAAUCUACAAAAAGCGAACGUGCAAAAGUGAAGGUGAAAGUCCGCUUGAAUCUGCAUGGGAUUGUGUCUGUUGAAUCAGCAACACUUUUGGAGGAAGAAGAGGUUGAAGUUCCUGUCACAAAAGAGCCAGCAAAGGAACCUGCCAAGAUGGAUACCGAUGAAGUUCCCAGUGAGGCUGCCACCACUGGCCCUAAUGAAGCAGAUGCCAAUAUGGAUGAUGCAAAAGCAGGCGCUGAUGCUUCUGGGGUUGAAAAUGGAGUUCCUGAGUCGGACAAGCCAACGCAAAUGGAAACUGAUACCAAGGUCAGCUCCCAAGAAAAAGUAAAGAAAACGAACAUCCCUGUGUCAGAGGUGGUUUAUGGUGGAAUGCUGGCAACAGAAGUGCAAAAAUUACUAGAAAAAGAAUUCGAAAUGGCAUUGCAAGACCGAGUUAUGGAGGAAACUAAAGAAAAGAAAAAUGCUGUCGAAUCUUAUGUCUACGACAUGAGGAAUAAGUUAAGUGACAAAUACCAGGACUUUGUCACUGACCCAGAGAGGGAGGGAUUCACAGCCACACUGCAGGAGACAGAGGAUUGGUUGUAUGAAGAUGGUGAAGAUGAAACCAAAGGUGUCUACAUUGCCAAGCUUGAGGAACUCAAGAAACAAGGUGAUCCUAUUGAAGAGCGGUACAAGGAGUACACUGAGAGGGGAUCUGUGAUCGACCAACUUGUUUAUUGUGUUAAUAGUUAUAGAGAGGCAGCAAUGUCUAAUGAUUCUAAAUUUGAUCACAUUGAUUUGGCUGAAAAACAGAAGGUCUUGAAUGAGUGUGUUGAAGCUGAAGCCUGGUUAAGAGAGAAGAAGCAACAACAGGAUUCGCUUCCCAAAUAUGCCACUCCAGUUCUUCUGUCAGCUGAUGUGAGAAAGAAGGCCGAGGCACUUGAUAGGUUUUGCAGGCCUAUAAUGACGAAACCCAAACCAGCCAAACCAGCCACUCCUGAGACACCAGCAACUCCACCACCUCAGGGUAGUGAGCAGCAACAGCAGGGAGGAGAUGCGAAUGCAGAUCCUAAUGCUAAUGCCGGUGCCAAUGAGACUGCAGGAACUGCCAGUGGUGAGGUGCCACCUGCUUCUGGAGAACCAAUGGAGACUGACAAGUCGGAGACUGCAUAA